AUGGCCAAUCCUUUUCAACGCCCAUUCCAACUCGAGAACGAGUCCCUCUUCCAUUGCAAGUCUUUGAUCAAUGGAGACUUUGUAUCCGCCAAGGAGGGUAAAACCUUCAACGUUGUUGAUCCGGGAUCCGGAAAGACGUGGGCAUCUUGUCCAGAUUGCACGACGUCAGAUGUCGAUUCCGCUGUUGCAUCCUCAUAUGAAACAUUCAAGACUUACUCAAAGACGACACCACGGUUCAGAGCACAGACUCUGAUGAAAUGGCACAACCUGAUCCUUGCCGCUCGUGAAGAUCUAGCACGCAUUCUUGUCCACGAGACAGGAAAGACACUCGUGGAAGCGCGAGGCGAAAUCGACUAUGCCCUUACCUUUGUUUGGUGGUUCUCUGGGGAGGCUGAUCGGGCGCAUGGUACUUCAAUGAGCUGUGCUAUCCCUGGUCGGCGCGCAGUGACCAUUAAGCAACCUAUUGGUGUUGCCGCCGCCCUUGUCCCAUGGAAUUUCCCAAUCGCCCUUGCACUACGUAAGGCUGCUGCUGCUUUGGCUGCAGGAUGUACCAUGGUAGUCAAGCCUUCUCCAGAGACACCUUUGACAUGUGUUUCAGUCGCACACCUCGCUUUGGAAGCCGGGUUUCCUCCUGGAGCACUGAACGUGGUGACGACAUCACUGGAGAACACACCAAGUGUGGCCGAGGCUCUGUGUUUGGAUGCGCGGGUCAAGAAAGUGAGCUUCACGGGCAGCACGAGGGUUGGAAAGAUCAUCGCCAGCUUGUGUGCGCCGAAUCUAAAGAAGACAACCUUUGAACUAGGGGGUAACUGCCCAUUCAUCGUGUUUGAUGAUGCAGAUGUCGACCAAGCUGUAUCUCAACUCAUGCCUCUGAAAUGGCGACACGCUGGACAGGCGUGCAUCACCUCCAAUAGAGUUUUUUUGCAUAGCAGCAUCUACGACACGUUUGUCGAAAAGGUCGUGCAAGAAACUCGUGGAUUGAAAUUAGGACACGGUAUGGAAGAAAGCAGCACUAUGGGCGCGUUGACAACUCCACGGGGGCUCGACAAGGCAGAAGAAUUGUACCAAGACGCCAUCAGCAAGGGCGCAAAGACUGUCCUCGGUACUGGAAAACGUGAAGAAGGACAAGGUUACUUCAUAGCGCCUACGAUAUUGACUGAGAUGGAAGACGACAUGCUCAUGACGCACGAAGAAAUAUUCGCGCCUGUUCUCGGAUUCUACCGCUUCGAGAAUGAGGACGAGGUCGUGCAGAGAGCGAAUGACACGCCUCUGGGAUUAGCAAGUUACGUCUUCACGAAGAAUGUCGAUAGACUAUGGCGAUUGUUCGAAAAUCUAGAUGCGGGCAUGAUUGGCCUGAACGCGGGCAACAGCUCGUCUGCCGAAGCUCCAUUUGGUGGCAUCAAAGACAGUGGGCAUGGCAAGGAAAGUGGAAAGGAUGUCGCGAUCGAUGAAUUCUUGAUCACAAAGACUGCGACGUUGACGAUUGAUGGACAUUAUUGA
This is a messenger RNA of Fusarium pseudograminearum CS3096, 1500 nucleotides long. RefSeq lists its product as uncharacterized. Gene Ontology annotation, molecular function: succinate-semialdehyde dehydrogenase (NAD+) activity. The transcript has 2 exons. Bases 1 to 1500 code for a protein of 499 amino acids. NCBI's taxonomy places the organism in Eukaryota, Fungi, Ascomycota, Sordariomycetes, Hypocreales, Nectriaceae. The record is from RefSeq and is a predicted model, not a curated record.